Soboliphyme baturini is the source of this 1008-nucleotide messenger RNA. NCBI's taxonomy places the organism in Eukaryota, Metazoa, Nematoda, Enoplea, Dioctophymatida, Soboliphymatidae. The record is from the annotation of a GenBank genome assembly.
AUGGCUAACGAGACGCUACUGUAUCCGCUUGAGUCUCACUCACAGACAUCGGGGCACAACUGCUCCCCGGUUUCUGAGAUAUUCCCUGACAUAGUCGACUACACGUCAAUCCGAGUGAUAUUCGGCAUCGGAUACUUCAUCACGUGGUUUCUUGGCUUCGUGGGCAAUUCCCAGGUGGUUUACAUUACCCUGACGAGCAACGAGUGCUGUGCGUUUCGGCUGCCAUUCAUGAACUCACUGGCCGCCUCCAACCUGAUGAUCGCGUUUACCUCACUGCCGAUAACUGCAGUUACCAUAUUCGUCCGCGAAUGGGUCUUUCCUCCUUUCACCUGCUACUUCAUUGGCUAUCUCCAGGGUUGGAGCAUCUUCGUAUCCAGCUUCGUCAUCACCGCGAUCAGCAUCGACCGUUACCAGACCAUUAUACAUCCUCACAAGGUGUUUCUCAGCUGCAAAUUGACGAAGAUAAUUGCCGUUUUUAUAUGGGUGAUUGGAAAUGCAUGUGCCACGCCAAUGAUCACACUGGUCCACGUGCGUGUGUACGAAGGCAUCUGUGGCCAGUUCUGCGAAGAGGACUGGCCAAACGACCAGUACUGGAACCGUAUCGUCUUCGGCAUCAUGGUUGUCAUCGUACAGUACGGUGUCCCCCUCUGCAUUACGGUCUACUGUUACAUGAGGAUUAGCUCAUUCGUAGAACGGUCACAAAAGGCGCGCAAACAAAAGGAAGCGCUGUCCAGUAAAGCGCACCGGAAAUUGCUCGAACGCACUCAUCGCAUGAAUGCCAUGAUCGUCGUAUUGGUCGCCUCGUUCACUCUCGCUUGGUUUCCACUUAACUUUCUCAACCUCGCCAGAGAUCUGGAACUGAACCUGUUGCCAGUCGAACUCUACAACAUCGCUUACACUGCAGCACAUCUCAUCGCCAUGACUUCGGUCAUCUGGAACCCCAUCAUAUACGGCUGGUUUAAUGUCACGUUCAGGAAAAAGUGCUUACAAAUGUUUAAACGUACGUAG